Molecule: messenger RNA, 7710 nt
Organism: Xylona heveae TC161
Lineage: Eukaryota; Fungi; Ascomycota; Xylonomycetes; Xylonales; Xylonaceae
Product: acetyl-CoA carboxylase
Exons: 5
Coding region: 420-7268 (2282 amino acids)
Biological process (GO): fatty acid biosynthetic process
Molecular function (GO): acetyl-CoA carboxylase activity; ATP binding; metal ion binding
Source: RefSeq, a predicted model, not a curated record
UACUAAUUGAGCUUCGUCCGACCUUUACCGUGUGCUUGCUCCUUGGCCCUUCAAGAAUCUCUUUCACACCCUCAUUUCCUCCCACAUCCCUCCUCCCUCCUCACAAUCCAAAAUCCCUUCGAAUGACCUUCAGAUCCUCGCGGGUCUCCUCUUGACCAUUCCUCCCUCAUCCUCUUUUUCUGCCAACAUCUGGACAGCUUCGCUACGGCUGUCAUUGCCCGAAAUUUUGCGAGGGCUCCGCUAUCCGCAGCAUCACCAUCAUCACCAUCUAAAUCGGUGAUUUUUCUUUUUCUUUACCCUUCAGCCUCGGCCACGAUUAAUUAGCAUUCGGCGUUUCGUUUGCGGCUUCUCUAUUUCCUCUUAACCUUUUAUUACCCUAAUUUUUGUGCUCGUCUACGAGCAAAUACUCCCCUCUCAACAUGACUGAAUCCGACGUUGUGCUCAACGGUGCCACCACAAACGGUGUCAAGGCUCGGGUGCAGAAUGGAACUCCCAACUCAUAUGCCGCCAAGCACAACCUUCCCUCACAUUUCAUCGGCGGUAACCACCUGCAAGCAGCACCAGCCUCCUCCGUGAAAGAUUUUGUCGCGGCUCACGGUGGACACACUGUGAUUAGUUCGAUUCUCAUUGCCAACAAUGGUAUUGCCGCUGUGAAAGAGAUUAGAUCGGUCCGGAAAUGGGCCUAUGAAACCUUUGGUGAUGAGCGGGCCAUCCAGUUCACGGCUAUGGCCACGCCUGAAGAUUUGCAAGCUAACGCGGAUUACAUUCGUAUGGCUGAUCACUACGUUGAAGUACCUGGCGGUACCAACAACAACAACUACGCAAACGUGGAGUUGAUUGUUGACAUCGCCGAGCGCAUGGGCGUUCACGCUGUCUGGGCUGGAUGGGGUCACGCAUCGGAGAACCCAACUUUGCCCGAAUCCUUGGCAGCUUCCCCGAGAAAGAUUAUUUUCAUCGGCCCUCCAGGUUCAGCUAUGCGAUCCCUCGGUGAUAAGAUUUCAUCUACGAUUGUCGCUCAACAUGCCAACGUUCCCUGCAUCCCUUGGUCUGGUGAGGGUGUGGAUGAAGUCGUGGUUGACGAGCAUGGUAUCGUCACAGUUCAGGAUGAGGUCUACGACAAGGGUUGCACGCAUUCUCCUGAAGAGGGUCUGGAAAAGGCCCGCACGAUUGGCUUCCCUGUUAUGGUCAAGGCCUCUGAAGGUGGUGGUGGAAAGGGUAUCCGAAAGGUCGAGAAGGAAGCAGACUUUAUCCCGCUCUACAAGGCGGCCGCAAGUGAAGUUCCUGGCUCGCCCAUCUUCAUCAUGAAGUUGGCUGGCAAUGCCCGUCACUUGGAAGUCCAGCUUCUCGCUGAUCAGUACGGCAACAACAUUUCCCUCUUUGGCCGAGACUGUUCCGUGCAGCGACGACACCAGAAGAUUAUCGAAGAGGCCCCGGUUACCAUCGCGAAGCCGGAAACUUUCAACGCCAUGGAAAAGGCCGCCGUCCGGCUAGGAAAGUUGGUCGGUUACGUCUCCGCCGGAACGGUGGAAUACCUCUACUCCCACGCCGACGACAAAUUCUAUUUCCUUGAGCUUAACCCUCGAUUGCAGGUUGAGCACCCGACCACCGAAAUGGUGACCGGCGUCAACCUUCCUGCCGCACAGCUCCAGAUUGCCAUGGGUAUCCCUCUCCAUCGCAUCCGUGACAUUCGAUUGCUGUAUGGUGCCGACCCCAACACUACAACCGAGAUCGAUUUCGACUUCUCGAAUGAGGAGUCUCUGAAGACUCAGAGACGGCCCAAGCCCAAGGGCCAUACUACGGCUUGCCGUAUCACCUCUGAGGACCCUGGUGAAGGUUUCAAACCGUCCAGCGGUACCAUGCACGAGUUGAACUUCCGAAGCAGUUCGAACGUCUGGGGUUACUUCUCGGUCGGAACCGCUGGUGGAAUUCACAGCUUCUCUGACAGUCAGUUUGGACAUAUUUUUGCUUACGGCGAAAGUCGAGCAGCUUCCCGGAAGCACAUGGUUGUCGCUCUGAAGGAAUUGAGCAUUCGCGGCGACUUCCGAACCACAGUCGAGUAUCUCAUCAAGCUCCUUGAGACGCCGGCGUUCGAGGAGAACAAGAUCACCACUGGCUGGCUCGAUGACCUCAUCUCGAACAGACUGACUGCUGAGCGGCCCGAUCCUAAUCUCGCGGUUAUCUGCGGUGCUGUUACCAAGGCGCAUUCCGCCAGCGAGGCGUGCUUCAAUGAGUAUCGGCAGAGCCUCGAGAAGGGACAAGUCCCCUCCAAGGAACUGCUGAAGACUGUGUUUCCGGUCGAGUUCAUUUAUGAAGGGCACCGUUAUAAGUUCAUGGCCACUAGAUCCAGCACGGAUAGUUACAACCUGUUCAUCAAUGGAUCCAAGUGCUCCACGGGUGUGCGGUCCCUUGCCGAUGGUGGUCUGCUCGUGCUGCUCAACGGACGAAGCCACAACGUCUACUGGAAGGAAGAGGUUGGUGCCACCCGCGUGAGCGUUGACGGGAAAACUUGCCUUCUUGAGCAAGAGAACGACCCCACCCAGCUUCGAACACCCAGUCCGGGAAAGCUUGUCAAGUUCACAAUCGAGAAUGGUGAGCACGUCAAGGCUGGCCAGGCAUUUGCUGAGGUCGAAGUCAUGAAGAUGUACAUGCCGCUCAUUGCUGCGGAGGAUGGUGUGGUUGAGCUCAUUAAGCAGCCUGGCGCUACUCUUCAGGCCGGUGACAUUCUUGGAAUUCUCACUCUCGAUGACCCUACUAGAGUUAAGCACGCACAACCCUUCCUUGGUCAUCUGCCCGACGUCGGACCUCCGCAGGUGGUUGGCAACAAGCCUCCUCAGCGGUUUGGUCUCCUCUUCGGCAUUCUGCAAAACAUUCUCUCUGGAUACGACAACCAGGUCAUCAUGGCAUCUACUCUGCAAGAGAUAGUUGAGGUCCUUCGCAACCCAGAUUUGCCAUAUGGCCAGUGGAACGCUCAGAUAUCUGCAUUGCACUCCCGUAUGCCGCAGAAAUUGGAUGCCACCCUCACUCAGAUUGUCGACCGUGCCCGAACCCGGCAGUCGGAGUUCCCCUCGAGGGCCUUGCUGAAGGCUAUCAACCGCUUUCUUGAAGAAAAUGUCAGCCCAGGCGAUGCCGAUAUUCUCAAGAGCGCCAUAACCCCACUUCUUGAUGUCAUUGAGAGCUACAAGGAAGGCCUCAAGGUCCACGAGUAUGAGACUUUUGUUGGAUUGCUUGAGUCGUACUGUGACAUGGAGCGACUGUUCUCUUCUCGCAACGCUCGUGACGAGGAGGUUGUCCUGAAGCUCCGUGAAGAGAACAAGGACAAUAUCGCCAAGGUCGUCCAGAUUGUUCAAUCCCACAGCAGAAUUGGCGCGAAGAACAACCUCAUCAUCGCCAUUCUUGACAUUUAUAGACCUAACAAGCCUGGCAACCAUAACGUUUCCAAGUACUUCCGCCCCGUUCUGCGCAAGCUUACCGAGUUGGAGUCGCGUGCUACUGCCAAGGUGGCCUUGAAAGCGAGAGAAGUCCUCAUUCAAUGCGCUCUGCCUUCUCUUGAAGAAAGAACCACCCAGAUGGAGCACAUCCUCCGUUCUUCCGUUGUGGAGUCCAGAUACGGCGAGACCGGCUGGGAGCAUAGAGAGCCCAACCUCGAUAUUCUGCGGGAGGUCGUCGACUCCAAGUACACCGUCUUCGAUGUUUUGCCUUUGUUCUUUGGUCACCCAGACCCGUGGGUUUCGCUCGCUGCUUUGGAAGUUUACAUUCGUCGGGCUUACCGUGCCUACGACCUGAAGCUUCUUGAUUACCACAAUGAAGCUGAGCCUCCUUAUAUUGUCUCCUGGGACUUCUUGCUCCGCAAGGUUGGCCAGUCUGAGUAUGGCAUGCCAAUCCAGUCCAACUAUCCUUCGACUCCUUCGACCCCGACUCCGGAUAGUCCGACUUCAUUCAAGAGAAUCAGCUCUAUCAGCGACAUGUCUUACCUAACUGGCAAUAAGGAUGACCAGCCUGUUCGCAAAGGUGUCAUCGUCCCCGUUCCUUACAUUGAUGAGGCCGAUGAUUACCUUCAGAAGGCUCUUGAGAUGUUCCCCAUUGCCGGAACCAAGCAGCGGAAUUUUUCAAACGGACUCUUGCCCGACCUCUCCGGCAAGCGCAGACCUGCUGCCCCCAAGCCCGAGAGCGAUGACGAGCUUACUGGUGUCUUGAACGUUGCCGUUCGUGAUGCUGAGACUUUUGAUGAUAAUGAGAUCUUGGCGAGAGUGACCCCUAUUGUGAACGAAUACAAGGAGGAGCUUCUUGCCAGGAGAGUCCGCAGAGUUACUUUCAUCUGCGGCCACAAGGAUGCAUCCUACCCCGGCUACUUUACCUUCCGUGGCCCCGCCUACGAAGAAGACAAGAGUAUUCGCCACAUCGAGCCUGCACUGGCAUUCCAGCUCGAAUUAGGACGACUUUCCAAGUUUAACAUUAAACCCGUCUUUACCGAGAACAGAAACAUCCACGUGUACGAGGCCGUUGGCAAGGGUGUCGAGACCGACAAGCGCUACUUCACUCGUGCUGUCGUUCGAACUGGCCGGUUGCAGGAUGACAUUCCCACUGCGGAGUACCUCAUCUCUGAGGCUGACCGGUUGAUGACCGACAUUUUGGACGCGCUGGAGAUUAUUGGUAAUAACAACUCUGAUCUGAACCAUAUUUUCAUCAACUUCUCUCCAGUAUUUGCCCUCGAGCCCAAAGAGGUUGAGGAGGCCCUUGCCGGCUUCCUUGAGAGAUUCGGUCGUCGCGCUUGGAGACUGCGUGUUACAGGUGCCGAGAUCCGCAUUGUCUGCACGGAGCCCACUACCGGCAUGCCAUACCCCUUGCGUGUGCACAUCACCAACAGCUCGGGCUUCAUCAUUGAAGUCGAGAGUUAUGCCGAGAGGAAAUCUGACAAGAGCGGCGAAUGGAUUUUCCAGAGCAUUGGUGGAACUACCAAGAUUGGUGCCAUGCACCUUCGCCCUGUCUCGACGCCCUACCCUACAAAGGGUGCUUUGCAACCCAAGCGGUACAAGGCUCAUUUGAUGGGAACUCAGUACGUGUACGAUUUCCCAGAGCUCUUCCGAUUGGCGUACCAGCAGAGUUGGCAGAAGGCUGUCGCAAAACACCCCUUCCUUGACGACAAGCAGCCGCCCACUGGCGAGUGCAUUGAUUACAGCGAACUUGUGCUCGAUGAUAAUGACAACCUCGCUGAGGUCAAACGCGAGCCUGGUACCAACACUCAUGGUAUGGUUGCUUGGCUAGUGACUGCUAAGACCCCUGAGUACCCGCGUGGUCGUCGCUUCAUCAUCAUUGCCAACGACAUCACUUUCAAGAUUGGCUCCUUUGGUCCUACGGAAGAUAGGUUCUUCCACAAGUGUACCGAACUCGCAAGGAAGCUAGGCAUCCCGAGAAUUUACCUCUCCGCCAACUCCGGUGCCCGCAUUGGUAUGGCAGAAGAGCUCAUCCCGCACUUCUCCGUCGCCUGGAACGACCCCAACAAGCCCGAAGCUGGUUUCAAGUACCUCUAUCUCACUCCUGAGGUGAAGAAGCGCUUCGAGGACGGCAAGCGACGAGAUGUCAUUACUGAGCCCAUUACCGAGGAUGGUGAGGAAAGACACAAGAUUGUCACCGUCAUUGGUGCUGAAGACGGGCUUGGUGUGGAGUGUCUCCGAGGUUCCGGUCUCAUUGCCGGCGCCACUUCCAAGGCCUACGAAGACAUCUUCACGAUUACCUUGGUGACAUGUCGCUCAGUCGGUAUUGGUGCAUACUUGGUGCGCCUUGGCCAGCGUGCAAUCCAGAUCGAAGGCCAGCCCAUCAUUCUCACUGGUGCGCCUGCCAUCAAUAAGUUGCUUGGACGUGAAGUGUACACUUCCAACCUUCAGCUUGGAGGCACUCAGAUCAUGUACAAGAAUGGCGUUUCUCACAUGACUGCCAACGACGACUUCGAGGGUGUCUCGCAGAUCGUCUCUUGGAUGUCGUUCGUUCCUGACAAGAAGGGCAAUCCCGUCCCCAUUUCGCCUUCUGCCGACCCUUGGGACCGUGAAAUCACCUAUUAUCCUCCCCAGAAGCAGCCCUACGAUGUGAGAUGGCUCAUUGCUGGCAAGGACGAUGAAGAGGGUUUCCUCUCUGGUCUCUUUGACAAGGAUUCUUUCACUGAGACUCUUGGUGGUUGGGCAAGGACUGUUGUCGUUGGUCGUGCUCGUCUUGGUGGUAUCCCCAUAGGUGUCAUUGGUGUCGAGACCAGAUCUGUCGAGAACGUAACCCCUGCCGACCCGGCCAAUCCUGACUCUAUGGAGCAGAUCACCAACGAGGCUGGUGGUGUGUGGUACCCCAACUCGGCUUUCAAGACCGCUCAAGCCAUUCGGGACUUCAACAAUGGUGAGCAGCUGCCGCUCAUGAUCUUGGCCAACUGGAGAGGUUUCUCUGGUGGACAGCGUGACAUGUACAACGAAGUGCUCAAAUAUGGAUCAUACAUCGUUGAUGCUCUUGUCAAGUAUGAGCAGCCUAUCUUUGUCUACAUUCCGCCUUUCGGUGAGCUCCGUGGUGGCUCUUGGGUCGUCGUGGAUCCCACCAUCAACAAUGACUUUAUGGAGAUGUAUGCUGAUGAGGACGCUCGCGCUGGUGUGCUUGAGCCUGAGGGUAUUGUGAACAUCAAGUACCGUCGUGACAAGCAGCUCGACACCAUGGCCCGCCUUGACCCCACCUACGCUCAACUCAAGAAGUCUCUGACCGACCCGAACAUUACGCACGACCAGCAGUCCGAAAUCAAGGUUAAGAUGACUGAGCGCGAGCAACAUCUUUUGCCCAUCUACACGCAAAUCUCGCUGCAGUUCGCUGACCUUCACGACCGUGCCGGCCGUAUGCAAGCCAAGGGAACCAUUCGCCUGCCGCUCCGCUGGUCUGAGGCUCGUCGCUUCUUCUACUGGCGUCUCCGGAGAAGAUUGAAUGAGGAGCAGAUCCUCAAGAAACUGGCCAGCUCGUCUAUCCGCGGCCCGACCAGCCGUGAGCACAACCUCAACACUCUGCGUGCCUGGUCCGCUAUCGAGGACUUUGCGCACAACGACCGCGAGGUUGCGCAGUGGUACGAGGAGAACCGCAAGGAGGUUAAUGCCAAGAUUGACCUUCUCAAGACGGAGGGUGUCGCAUACGACGUGGCCGCUCUCUUGCGCAGCAACAAGGAAGGCGGCCUCAAGGGUGUUGCUCAAGUCCUCUCCAUGCUGCCCAUCGAGGAGAAGGAGAAGGUCUUGCAGUACCUUACCUCCCAGUAAAGGGAGCGUGUGCUAUUGAUACCAAAUUUAUUGACAUUUUCUUUUCUCUUGGCGAGUAUAUGAUGACUGAGGACACAAUGAUGGAGAUGGACACUUAGGACGAUCAAAGAGGGGGUCGUUCAAGUUUGACCGUGGCACACAACCGUUGGGAAAAGAUCUUUGAGGGAGGAUCGAUUUCUAUCUUGUUGCGCCUUUAUGGAUAACUUUUGUCAUCUCUAUCUACCAUAUCUUCUUUCCAUUCUACCUUUGUACAGAACCUCGCAUCAUGCACUUUUUCACUUCUCAUUUUCUUUUUCUUUUUUAUCUUUGCGACUAGAUCUUCGAAUCUUUGUUUUCAUGUGGCCAUCUGCUUUUGAAUGCUUUGAUCGUCUUCCAAACCAUCUUUCUUUUUUUUCUUUUAACGAAGACUUUUUAGAUAUUCUAAUUACUACUAAAUUACUUC